Macadamia integrifolia is the source of this 2163-nucleotide messenger RNA. Its product is annotated as TOM1-like protein 6. The transcript has 10 exons. The record is from RefSeq and is a predicted model, not a curated record. NCBI's taxonomy places the organism in Eukaryota, Viridiplantae, Streptophyta, Magnoliopsida, Proteales, Proteaceae. Gene Ontology annotation, molecular function: phosphatidylinositol binding; ubiquitin binding. Gene Ontology annotation, biological process: protein transport to vacuole involved in ubiquitin-dependent protein catabolic process via the multivesicular body sorting pathway. The coding region runs from base 140 to 2065 and encodes 641 amino acids.
GUAAAGAAGAAGACGAGAAAACAGCUCUGACUUGUAACAGAAAAGAAACCUCUUUUUACGUUCUCUCCUUUCUUUUUUUGUUUCCUUCGUCUUCGUUUUCGGAAGCUAAUGGAGCAUUUUUAUUCUCAAAGAAGCAGAGAUGAUGUCUUCUUCAGCAACGGUUCGAGUCGAUAAGGCGACUAGUGAUCUUCUGAUUGGUCCGGACUGGACUUUGAACAUGGAAAUAUGUGAUUUGAUCAAUUCUAGUCACUGGCAGGCGAAAGAUGUGGUGAAAGGUCUGAAGAAACGGUUGCAGCAUAAGAGCCCAAAAGUUCAAUUUCUUGCUCUGACUCUCUUGGAAACCAUGAUAAAGAACUGUGGCGAUUAUGUGCACUUUCAAAUUGCUGAACGGAAUAUUCUACAGGAGAUGAUCAAAAUUACAAGGAAGAAGACAGAUAUGCACGUGAGAGAUAAGGUCUUGGUACUUCUAGACUCUUGGCAGGAAGCCUUUGGUGGGCCAGAGGGGAAAUAUCCUCAAUACUACUGGGCAUACGAAGAAUUAAGGCGUUCUGGAGUACAAUUUCCCGAGCGUUCCCCAAACACCACUCCAAUAUUUACUCCUCCCAUUACACAUCCAACAUUUAGUCAUGCUCAGGCAGGUUAUGGAAUGCCCAGUGAUACUUCCAGAAGGCUUGAUGAAGCAAUGGCAUCUGAAACUGAAAAUUUAAGUUCAUCAAACAUGGAUUCCAUGCAGAGUGUUAUGGACCUCUUGACUGACAUGCUGCAAGCAUUGAACCCAAAUGACCAAGUGGCAGUUAAAGACGAAGUGAUAGCUGAACUUGUCGAUCGGUGUCGCUCCAACCAGAAAAAGCUGAUAGAGAUGCUAAAUUCAACUGGAGAUGAGGAGCUCCUUGGUCAGGGUCUUGCAUUAAAUGACAGCUUACAAGAUCUGCUUGCAAAACAUGAUGCUCUAGCCUGUGGUUCACCCUUGCCUGCUGGAGUAAGACACACCAAACCUACACCAACUGAAGAAAGAGACACCAAUUCCAGACCAAAUGAAGCGAGGGACUCCAGCCCCCAACCAAAUGAAGUGACAGACUACCUCCCCCAACCAAGUGUGAGCUCCUCUACACCGCUAUCUUCAGUAACAAGCUGCCAGGUCGAAGAUGAGGAAGAAGAGGAUGACGACUUUGCUCAGCUAGCUCGCAGGCGUACCAAAAGCAGGCCUAUGCCUUCUGAAGGCACAUCUGCUUGCAAUGGAGAAGAAUGUUCCUUGAACUUGAGCAACGGUACAACCCUGUCAACAGAAGAAUCUGUGAGUCCCAGCCCAAGCAAUUCAUUGGCUCUUCCAGAUCCUCCUGCACCAGUUCGAGUAUCUACAAAAGAACAAGACAUGAUUGACCUUCUGAGCAUUACCUUGUCAACCUCAAAUUCACCCUACCAGCCUCAAACAACUCCACCAGUUUCUAACCAGAACAUGCAUCAAGUUCCUGUUCCCCCUGCACCUGCUAUCCCUUCUAACCAAAAUAUGCAUUCAGUGCCCAUUUCACCCAGUACACCAGGAUACCAAUGUGGUUUCCCGCCCUACCCUGGAAACCAAGGGCACAGCAGUUACAUUGUCCCUUGGGCCCAACCUCAACCUCAACCUCAACCUCAACCUCAACCUCAACCGCAACCGCAUCAACAAUAUCCCCAGUACCCAUCCAACUACCCUCCCCCACCAUGGGCAACAAGCCCUGCCAGCUCAAGCCAGAGUUCUGUAUCUACCGCAGCUCCUUACAUGACUAUGACUCAUACCAAUGCAGCCAGUUCAAAUAUGUCCUUGCCCAUGCCUAGAUCUUUGCAGUACAAUUAUUCACUUCCUACAGGAAGCAAUGAUGUUUCAACUAUUCAAAAAGAAGCACAGGCAACCUACACUCCAAAGCUUGCACCCCCUCCAUCUGAUAACAAGCGCUUUGUACCAUCAUACAGAUUGUUUGAAGAGCUUAAUGUUCUUGGGAGUGCAGACAAAGGGCUGAAGAGGACAGACAUGUCUCCUAGCUUGUCUAGUACAUCUGGCCAAGGAAUGGUUGGUGGAAGGAAGUGAAGCUAUUCAUUGUAUGAUAUUAUAACCCUAUGAAAAAUCUUAUAUGAACUUGACAUGAUUUAUUUGAAACUGGUAUACAUUUAGUCUUUUGCUUGAAA